AUUCCCAAAUUAAAUGUUUUUAAAUUUUGAUUCUCUUAAAAUAAUAACAAAUAUCAUGGAUCUCAAUAAAAAAGUGCAAAAAAUUGCAUUUAUUGGGAAAAUAGCAUAUGCAGCAUAUUGGGCAUACGAAAACUACAUCGAUCUACUUGAAGAAGAGGAAGAAGAAAAACAGAAAAGACGUUGGUGGGUUCGUGAACUUAAUCUUACAAGAGAUGAGACCGGUUUCUUUGCCCAGAAUUUUGAACAAAUGAAAGAACGGGAUCCAGAGCAUUUUUACAAGAUUAUAAGAAUGUCUUACCAGUCUUUUGAAAUCCUUGGAGCUCUUAUUGAACCCCACUUGGAAAAAACAUGUUGGAGAAAACCGAUCGAACCGAAAGCUCGAUUGUUUUUGGUUUUGAUGUAUCUGUCACAAGGAGUACCAAAACAAGUUCUUGCCUGGAUGUUUCGAAUAGGUUAUUCUACGGUAGCAAGCAUCAUAUAUGAAACAUGUGACCUACUGUGGGAUCAUCUUAUGCCCUUUUAUUUAACCCCACCUAGUCAACACGAUUGGAGACGAAUCGCUUCGGAUUUUGAAGUUCUCUGGAAUUUGCCUAACUGUGUUGCUGCGAUAGAUGGCAAACAUGUGAAUAUUCAAUGUCCUCCUGGUGCUGGAUCAGAAUAUUGGAACUAUAAGGGUCAUAACUCCAUCGUACUUCUUGCCUCUUGUGAUGCAAACUAUACGUUUACUACGGUAGACAUCGGAGCAUACGGAAGCCAGAGUGAUGGUGGAAUUUUCAAAGAUUCAUCUUUUGGGAGGAAGAUUAUUGCCGGUGAUAUCAAUUUACCUCCGCCUAAACUACUUCCGAACUUUGACUAUCUAUGUCCUUAUUAUAUGGUUGGAGAUUCUGCGUUCCCAUUAAAGACAUACCUAAUGCGGCCUUACCCAGGAAAAGUGUUAAUUCCAGAGAAGAUAAAUUUCAAUAAGAGACUUUCACGAGCCCGCCGCGUUAUUGAAAACGCUUUCGGCAUUUUGGUGGCUAAAUGGCGUAUACUAACUACAACCCUUAAUAUGCUGCCAAAUAAUGCAGAUAAAAUAGUUAAGGCUACAGUUGUCUUACAUAACUUUGUAAAGCUAAAUGACACAGCUUAUUACUCUCCCGAGUUUGUCGAUCGUUACGAUAGGAACGACCAAAUUAUACAUGGUCUUUGGCGAAGUGAGAUUGCACCACUCUCAACAUCCAGGUCAUUGGGUUCCAAUAACUCGUCUCAAGCUGCCUUUGUUAUGAGAGAUAAGAUAAAGGAAUAUUUAUUUGAAAACCAAAUAUAAUAAAAAUAUACAAACAUAUGUAUAUAUACAUACAUAUUUAUAAUUUAAUCUUAUAACUGCAUUUGUCAUCAAAAUAAAUCAUAAAAAUUCAAAAAUGCACAUACAUAUCAAUUUUUUUAUGAAAUUUGCCCUCUAUCCCGGGAGGAUAUUGACUCUCUCCCACUCCUAUUCGAUUUUUUUCUGGUCUUUACUCAAUCUACUUGUUGUAGUUUUUGGCGCAUCUUAUGUAGAUGGAUACAUAAAGUCGGUACAUAAUGAAAAUUAAUUUUUUUAUCUUCUUCAAAAAAAUUGAAUUUUAAGCUAAAGACAAUGAUACAAAUUACUUUAGUAUCAUCCCAAAAAUCUGUUCAAAAAAUCCAAUAAAGAACUUUCUAAAUUAGUAGAUAUUUAUUAUUAAAAAAGGAACUUCAGAAAUCACAGAUCUGGUACAAAUACACAAAAUUCACAAAUUACAGAUCAUUAUAGCACAUUUUGAGCUCAUAUAAAUAAUGAGCUAAUAAAUAAUAAUUAAAACUUAUUUGUCGUUGUCAGGCUGUAACAGCUCAUUAUUUAUGAGCUCAAAAAUUUGGGAAUGUAAUCGAAUCCUAGUUAAUUCCGGCAACCUCUUCAUCUUAUUCCCCAUGUUUUGCAUGAACUGCAGGUCUAUGUCUUCAUUGGCAGGCUCAGUAAGAUGAGAGACAACGGAGGUGCUCAAGCCAUCCAGGAAACUUUUAAAAGUUUCCUCCGCUGCCUUGCGCUUGAUGCCGCGUGAUUUCUUCGGUGACGCAGUCACCUCGGCGCUCUCUGCGAGAGGAACUUCGGUGUUUCCAAUUUGUCUACAAAAAGAAAAGUAAACAAAUUAUUGAAAUUAAUCUUAAAGAUUAUACAUAAUACACAUACUUCCUGGUAAGGAGCGAAGGAAUUAAAAAUUCCAGGGAAUCAUACAGCUCCCAUUUGUCAUCUGGCUCAACUAUAGCUGCACUGCCAGAUGGAAGCGAAGUCAUACAUCGGUGCUCUCUUGUGAAUCUGUCCCUGAGACUCCUCCAACGUUGCUUACAAUCUUGAACUAAAAAGGAUAUAAUUUGACAUUGUUUGUAUCCAUUUGAG
Molecule: messenger RNA, 2392 nt
Organism: Eupeodes corollae
Lineage: Eukaryota; Metazoa; Arthropoda; Insecta; Diptera; Syrphidae
Exons: 2
Coding region: 14-1306 (430 amino acids)
Source: RefSeq, a predicted model, not a curated record